Molecule: messenger RNA, 3550 nt
Organism: Pogona vitticeps (central bearded dragon)
Lineage: Eukaryota; Metazoa; Chordata; Lepidosauria; Squamata; Agamidae
Source: RefSeq, a predicted model, not a curated record
UCGUCUGGUGUAGCCGGGCUGAGAACCCGAUGCAGGCCAGCUCGUGAGGAUGCUGGUGCUGCUGCUGCUGCUGGCACGGAUUAAGCCUUUGCGUGCUGGCUACGUGCCGAUGCAAAAGUUGAACCCCUGGGAUGGGGUGAAACUCAUCAGGUCUCGGUUCUUCGCGCGAUCGAAAUGACUAGCUCGUCUGGAGGAGCUUCUAGGUCUGGGGCAGAGCUUCUGCAUUUUUAAAAGAGCGCGAGUGCCUCGAGAGCGGGAUUGCCAAGGGACGGACGGACUGCCCUUCGCAUCGCUAGGUUGAGGUGGAAAAAUGCCGCAGCUGCAGAAGUUGAAAAGCCCCUCUGAGGCCCUUCUAGGAGAAAGUGGCUGUUUCGCUUUGAAGUCUCCAGUCCGUAUCUCAUGCAAAUGUAUUAUAAUCAGACUUUGCCAACGAGCAGUUAUUGACCAUGGGAUUAAAACAGGGUUUAGUCCUAUUUAGAGUAGACCUAUUGAUAUCGGUGGGACUCUUGCGCUAGUCAAGUGACUCCCAUUGAUUUUAUUAGGUCCGCUCUUAGAUGUGAGAGUGCCAGGGUGGUGUGUAAUGGAUAGAGUAUAACGGGUUAGGGUUCAAAUCCCCUUUUGGCCGUGGAAGCUCACUGGACCGGUGACAGUGACAAAGCACUCUUUGAGUAUGCUAUACUGUAUACAGUAUUAAGAAAAAUAUUUUAGGAUCAUUGUAAGUCAGAAGUGAUUUAGUAACUUCAUAACAACACUCUUAAGUGUGCCUAAACUGGGAUCUAAUCUAGUGCAUAAAUAUCACUCUGUCAGGCAUUGCAAAAUUCUAGUAAAGUGUUAAAUAAAUCCAGAUCAAGAUACAUGCGUAGGUAUCUCUAUUUCUUUAUAUUUCAGAAAUGUCAUCAUUUCUGUUUUUCAUCUGUUAGCUUCAGCGUUUGCAGACUUGUCCUGUCUCCUUACUUUACCAUAAUCUCUCUUACUGCUUUUAUUGUGGGAAAUUCAUACUGAAAUUGUUCAGAUGCUUAGUACAGUAGGUUAUUCCUGACUACACUGAGGGAGCAGCUGGAUCACUAUUUCCUGUACAUUGUGUGAGUGCCAAGAAAUAGCUGCUAUCAGGCAGUGCCAGAAAUGAUCCAAAAUGUCACCUUUUUGCCAUCCGAUUGUGCAGUAAGUUAUAUUGUUGGCAGGUAGAGAGACCUCUUGAAUCUUUUCAUAGAGUUGGUGCCCAUGCUUUUUGAACACAUAGGGUGUCAAGGUAUGGCAUCUCCUGUCCUGGCCUUCUAGCCUGUCUUGAAUCUCUGUAGAGCAAGACUAGACUCUUGAGAAGUGGGCUAGGCAGGAGAUGUGAGCUGGGGAGGAGCACAGUAGUGGAAGCAGCCUCUCAUGGUGUCCUGGAAAAUGUACACCCUAGAUAAUCCUACAGGUUUUUCCGUUAAUCGAGAAGACAUUAAGUAGUCCAAAACCUGUGGGCAGCCUUCUGUAGUUCAACUGACCAAGAUACUGUACAAUGACUGCAGCAGCAAAUGAAAGGGGCCCUCAAAAGAUCUGCUUCUUUGACUGGUUGGUCAAUGAGAUCAACAGUGGGAAGUAUGAGGGACUAUAUUGGCUUGAUGAGAACCACACUAUCUUCCGUAUCCCUUGGAAGCACAACGCGAGGAAGGACCUUGUGUCCAGUGAUUACAUGAUUUUCAAGGAAUGGGCUAUGGUCAGCAGGAAGUACAAUGAAGCUGUACAGGAUCCGACCAAGUGGAAAACCAACUUUCGCUGUGCUUUGAACAGUACAAAGAGAUUUGAAGAGGUCAAGUCAAAUGAACCUGAUUUUCAUAGGUACAGAAUCAUCACUACACAGCCCAAUAACGCACCGGCUGCCAACCUUCCUGCUGAUACAAACAACGGCAGUAACCCUGUGGUUGAUAUAAACCCCUGCAAUGAAGGAGUCCCAGUCCUGCACCAGCCUACACCUCUGGUACAGCAAGAGAUAAAUGAUGCCUUUGGAACUCUGACACUAGGAAAUCCAGCCCCAGUGCCAAAUGGGAAUACACCUGGAAACUUCAACCACGAUACUCUCCAGUGGGUUAUGCACCAAGCCCAACUCAAUCUGGGUGGAAUUCAGCCAGUCUCAUGGAAUCCUGCUCUGGGCAAUCAUCCUGUCGAGGAAACUCUGUAUGCACAAAAUGAUGCCUAUGCAGUCCCUGAAAUGGACCAGCCAUUUAGGAAUGAAAAAGUGAAUGAACCAGUAGUGGCGAAUAACUGUUAUGAAGAGCCAGUGAAGUGGUUGGUUCAAAAUGUGGUGAAUUCUCAGUCAUUUGCCACAGUUCCAUUGCAGCAGGCCCAACAAACUAAUCCUGCCACAAAUCAGUACAACCCUGUGGGAGAAGCCCUGCACAAUAACAACUGCUUCAUUGAAAAUGUUUUCAUGGAUGAAGAACCUGAAGGAGAGGAAGUGAUCAUGAACAGUGACACGAGGAAUGGCUGUCACAUGGGGGCAGGCCAGCAACCCAUGAUGGAAGAGGGCAUCUGUGCACUGCCAGCUUUGACCUCCACAGAACCACCUGCCAACACCGCUCCACUGCAGAACAACAUAGCUUUCCCUCUUCGUCUGGAUGUCUCCAUCUACUACCGAGGCAGACUGUUGUGUGAAUUGCAAGUGGAAGAAAGCAGCUGUGUGUUCACCUACAAUCACCACUAUGCCCACGUUCCAUGUAAUGCACAGAUUAUAGUGUUCCCAGGACCGGAGGGGCUACCUGAUGAGAAGCAAGCUUGCCAUACCUUGACAGUGUUGCAGGAAACAGGUCUGCUGCUGUAUCAAAAGAAUGAGAAGCUCUGUGCCAAGCGCCUUGGUAAAAGUAAAGUCUUCUGGGCCUUUUCCAAGCAACUCAAUAACAUGGCUGAACCCAGAAUGUUACCGCGGGACGAAGACAUAGAGAUCUUCAACUAUGAGAAGUUCCUUCAAGAACUGAAGAAAUUCAUGAGUGGCCAAAUACGUUCAUCUCCUGACUAUACCAUCUACCUGUGCUUCGGACAACGUCUUUCUGCCAGCAAACCUAAGGACUCCAAAUUAAUCUUGGUGAAGUUAGUGUCAAGGGUUUGCAAAUGUUGGCAUGAACAAUCGCAGAGGGAAGGAGCCUCCUCCUUAAACACUGAGAACGACAGCUUACAAAUCUCCAACAGCCUAUAUGAUAUGAUAGAACAGCUCUCUACCAGCUAUCUACCAAGGGAGGUACCCUGAAGGUUCUCUUCCUAUCCUAGGAUUAAGUGUCUUGUGUAUGUGUUGGUGAUGGGGGGGGCGCGCUUUCUCCAUUUAAUUUACACAUGACAAUUUAUGCAUGAAAUUUAUUUUUUUAAAAACCACCUCUGUUCUCAAUCUCUGAACUCUGUUAAAUAGCUUAUGAUGAUGGAACUGUUGUGCCACAAUGAUGCAGGUGGAAAAUAGCUCCCCCAGGUCAGGUUCUUCCCAGUAGACUGUGAGAACGCUUGCCCUACUCCAUGAUAGCUGCAGGCAGCCAGCAGUGAGAAAACCUUUAAUGCAUCAUAGAGUAAGACCAGAAAAGACCUA